Brassica oleracea var. oleracea is the source of this 2168-nucleotide messenger RNA. RefSeq names its product putative L-type lectin-domain containing receptor kinase I.10. Gene Ontology annotation, molecular function: carbohydrate binding; ATP binding; protein kinase activity. Bases 1 to 1974 code for a protein of 657 amino acids. Gene Ontology annotation, cellular component: plasma membrane. The record is from RefSeq and is a predicted model, not a curated record. The transcript has a single exon. Gene Ontology annotation, biological process: protein phosphorylation. Lineage: Eukaryota; Viridiplantae; Streptophyta; Magnoliopsida; Brassicales; Brassicaceae.
AUGACCUAUGGAUUGCUUCAGAAGAUCCUGGUGUUCACUUGUUUUCAUCUGAUUUAUCUAUCAAGUCAACAAGAGUUGAACUUUGUCUAUGACAGUUUUGGAGGGCAAGAAAAUCUUUAUCUUGAUGGAUCUGCAACAGUUCUUCCCAAUGGAUUACUUCAGCUUACAAACGCUUCAGACCAUCAAAUGGCUCAUGUUUUCUACAAGAAACCAAUCGGUCUCAGUUCCUCUAAACCACUCUCCUUCUCAACACACUUCAUUUGUGCUCUUGUGCCUCGGCCAGGCUUUGAAGGUGGACAUGGCAUGGCCUUUGUAGUAUCUACCUCUAUGGAUUUCUCACACGCAGAGUCAGAUAGAUACUUGGGGGUUUUCAACGUGUCGAAAAAUGGAUCCCCCUCUUCUGAUGUGCUUGCUGUUGAGCUUGACACUAUUCGGAAUCCAGAUUUUGAAGACAUUGAUAACAAUCAUGUGGGGAUUGAUGUGCACAGUCCUCUGUCUGUAGGAACAGCUUCAGCUUCUUACUAUUCAGACAUAAAAGGUAAUAACCAAAGCAUAAACCUCCUGAGUGGAAAACCAUUACAGGUCUGGUUGGAUUAUGAAGACACUAUGCUUAAUGUCUCAAUAGCUCCUCUUGAAGUACUCCAGAAGCCAAGUCAGCCUCUCUUGUCACAACCCAUCAAUCUUACAGAAGUUUUUCCAAAUAGUUCAAAACUUUUUGUUGGGUUCUCUGCAGCAACAGGGACAGCUACUAGUUAUCAAUACAUUCUUUCAUGGAGUUUUUGCACAAACAGAAGAUCUUUACAGAGACUUGACAUCUCAAAACUCCCUGAGGUUCCUCAACCAAGAGCUGAACAUAAGAACCAUUCUCAACUGUUCAUUGUCCUUCUUGGUUUUCUAGCUACCAUGGGCUUGGGUGUUCUCAUAGGAGUGUAUCUUUUCAAGAAGUGCAAGUAUGCAGAAGUAGCUGAAGAAUGGGAGAAGGAGUUUGGUGCUCACAGAUUCUCCUAUGAGUCCUUAUACAAAGCAACAAAAGGGUUCAACAAGGAUGAGUUUCUCGGAAAAGGAGGCUUUGGAGAAGUGUACAGAGGAACUCUCCUUCUAAGCAGAGAGAUAGCUGUGAAGAGAAUGUUCCAUAAUGACGAUCAAGGUGUGAAGCAAUUUGUGUCUGAAGUGGUGAGCAUGAGGUGUCUGAAACACAGGAAUCUUGUUCCACUUCUUGGGUAUUGCAGGAGAAAGCAUGAGCUUCUUCUGGUCUCUGAGUACAUGCCCAACGGUAGUCUUGACGAGCAUUUGUUUGACGACGAGAAACCAGUACUUUCUUGGCCUCAGAGACUUGUGAUCCUUAAGGGUAUAGCCUCAGCUCUUUGUUAUUUGCAUACAGGUGCUGACCAAGUUGUUCUGCACCGAGAUAUCAAAGCUUCUAACAUUAUGUUGGACGGUGAGUUCAACGGAAGGCUAGGGGAUUUUGGAAUGGCUAGGUUUCAUGACCAUGGAGGUUAUGCAUGCCCAACAGGAGCCGUUGGAACUAUAGGAUACAUGGCGCCGGAAGUAAUAGAUAUGGUGGCUUCCACUGGAACUGAUGUGUACGCCUUUGGUGUUUUCAUGCUUGAAGUUACAUGUGGGAGGAGGCCUGUGGAGCCACAGUUACAAUGUGAGAAGCGAGUUCUGGUGAAAUGGGUUUGUGAGUGCUGGAAAAGGGAAUAUUUGCUUGAUGCUGUUGACCCGAGCCUGGGAGAUGACUUCUUACCUGAGGAAGUGGAGAUGGUUAUGAAACUUGGUUUGUUAUGUUCAAAUAUCAUGCCGGAAUCAAGGCCUACGAUGGAGCAAGUGGUUCUAUACUUAAACAAUAGUCUGCCUUUGCCAGAUGUCUCACCAUAUACUGUGGGGUUUAGCAGUCAUUCUUCGGUUUUGAUUGAUGCAGCCUCUCUUGUAGCUUCAAGGAGCUGGUCAGAUUCCUCAGCCUCUUCUUCCUAGGCCAAUAACUAACGGAUUAGCCAUGGUGACACAUAGUGGAGUCUAAGAACUCUCUCUUCAUAUAGUUGUGGGAUAGAAAAACCUCAGAUCCUCUCUCUGGCUUCAACAGCCUCAGUAGUUAGAAGUAAGACCCAAUGUAUAUAGCAGAAAGCAGAUUUUAUUUGCUUUCAAUAUUGUUUUAUCUCUCUCACUUA